Messenger RNA from Arabidopsis arenosa, 2670 nucleotides. NCBI's taxonomy places the organism in Eukaryota, Viridiplantae, Streptophyta, Magnoliopsida, Brassicales, Brassicaceae. The record is from the annotation of a GenBank genome assembly.
ACAACAACAAGUACAAGAGAGAGAGAAAGAAUCAUAGAGAUCUGUCGCGGAUCGGAGAGAGAGCGAGAAAGAGAGAAAAUGUCGAUGGCUUUGCUUUUGACCUCGCCGGCGAUGAUAACUUCUCCUCGCCGUGGAUCUUCUCCUUCUCGUCGUCUUCGAGUUUCAUGUGUUACCACAAACCCUGCUAGGGAAAAAAACGAAACAUGCAAUCAGUUUCGACCUAUCAAAGAAGUAAAUAACCAAAUAACACACACAAUACCACAAGAAAAGCUUGAGAUCUUCAAAUCAAUGGAGAAUUGGGCAGAACACAAACUACUACCCUAUCUCAAACCGGUCGAAGAUUCAUGGCAACCACAAGACUUUUUACCUGCGCCAGAGAACGACGACGAAUUCUACGACCGAGUAAAAGAGAUUAGAGAACGAACAAAAGAGAUACCUGACGAUUACUUUGUGGUUCUUGUGGGAGAUAUGAUCACAGAAGAAGCACUUCCAACGUAUCAAACGACGUUAAACACACUUGACGGCGUUAAGGACGAAACCGGUGGGAGUUUAUCGCCGUGGGCGGUGUGGAUUAGAGCAUGGACGGCGGAGGAAAACCGUCACGGUGAUUUACUCAACAAGUAUCUUUAUCUAACUGGUCGUGUUGAUAUGCGACAUGUUGAAAAGACUAUACAAUAUCUCAUUGGUUCUGGUAUGGAUUCGAAAUUUGAGAACAAUCCAUACAAUGGAUUCAUCUACACAUCAUUCCAAGAGCGAGCAACAUUCAUCUCUCACGGCAACACGGCGAGGCUAGCCACAACCUACGGCGAUGUUACCCUCGCGAAGAUCUGCGGCACAAUCGCCGCCGACGAAAAGCGUCACGAGACGGCGUACACGAAGAUAGUGGAGAAGCUAUUCGAGAUCGACCCCGACGGAUCUGUUCAAGCGUUGGCGAGUAUGAUGAGGAAACGGAUCACAAUGCCGGCUCAUCUUAUGCACGACGGAAGAGAUAACGAUCUGUUUGAUCAUUACGCCGCCGUGGCGCAGCGAAUUGGAGUUUAUACGGCGACGGAUUACGCUGGGAUACUUGAAUUUCUGUUGCGGCGGUGGAAGGUGGAGAGUUUGGGGUUGGGGUUAUCAGGAGAAGGAAGGAGAGCACAGGAUUACUUGUGCACCUUGCCGCAGAGGAUCAAGAGGUUAGAGGAAAGAGCUAACGAUAGGGUCAAACUUGGGUCAAAACCUUCUGUUUCGUUUAGCUGGGUUUUUGAAACAAUGGUUAUGGCUAUGGAUCGGAUCGCUUUGUUCUCUUCCUCAUCAUCUGUUUAUCAUCGUUCUUCUCAUUCUCAUGGCUCCAAAUCUUCCAGAGUUUCCAUGGCUUCCACUAUUCGUUCUGACUCUACAGAGGAUACAAAUGGAAGGAAACCGUAUAUCCCUCCUCGAGAGGUUCAUCGUCAAGUGAAAUAUUCAAUGCCACCACAAAAGCUGGAGAUUUUCAAGUCCUUAGAAGGAUGGGCUAAUGAGAACUUGUUGACUUAUUUAAAACCCGUUGAGAAAUCAUGGCAGCCAACAGAUUUUCUCCCUGAACCUGAGUCAGAAGGAUUCUAUGACCAAGUUAAGGAUUUAAGAGAAAGAUGCAAGGAGCUCUCUGAUGACUACUUCGUAGUGCUUGUUGGUGAUAUGAUCACAGAGGAAGCACUUCCAACUUAUCAGACUAUGAUUAAUACAUUGGACGGGGUUAGAGAUGAGACGGGAGCAAGUCCUACUCCUUGGGCAGUAUGGACGAGGGCCUGGACUGCGGAAGAGAAUAGACAUGGUGAUCUUCUUAACAAGUAUCUUUAUCUGUCUGGACGAGUAGACAUGAGACAGAUUGAAAAAACUAUUCAAUACCUCAUUGGUUCUGGAAUGGAUCCAAAAACUGAAAACAAUCCUUACCUGGGAUUCAUCUACACUUCUUUUCAAGAAAGAGCUACAUUCAUCUCCCAUGGAAACACUGCCAAACUGGCAAAGGAACUUGGAGACUUGAAACUUGCUCAGAUUUGUGGCACCAUUGCUGCUGAUGAGAGGCGCCAUGAAACCGCCUACACCAAGAUUGUAGAAAAGCUCUUUGAAAUUGAUCCUGAUACCACAAUCGUGGGCUUUGCUGACAUGAUGAAGAAAAAGAUCUCGAUGCCUGCUCAUUUGAUGUACGAUGGUCGUGAUGAUAAUCUAUUUGAUCACUUCUCAUCCGUGGCCCAGAGACUUGGUGUCUACACUGCCAAGGACUAUGCUGAUAUACUGCAAUUUCUUGUGCAAAGGUGGAAUGUGGAGAAGUUAUCAGACCUUUCUAGUGAAGGACAAAGGGCCCAGGACUAUCUCUGUGGAUUGCCUGCUAGGAUACGCAAACUUGAAGAGAGGGCUCAAGGGAGAACCAAAGAAGCUGCAAAAAACAUACCAUUCAGUUGGAUUUUUGGUCGAAAGAUCAGGGCUUAAAAGAAGUAAUGUUAUGCUAUUUAUGUUGGAACUUGUGUAGAUAAAGUAUGUGUUAGGCUUUGCUUUGUUUGGAUCACCACUUUAAAUGACUUCCUCCAAAGAAUUUGCUUUAUUUUGACGAUUUUAUUUAUUUAUUUCUGCUCCUCUAUUUGUUGCUACUUGCUAGUAUUGUAUCCAAUUCUGUAAUGUUUUUUCUGAAUCCAAUAAGAUUUUAAAAGUAUU